This is a messenger RNA of Owenia fusiformis, 2936 nucleotides long. Lineage: Eukaryota; Metazoa; Annelida; Polychaeta; Sabellida; Oweniidae. The record is from the annotation of a GenBank genome assembly.
CAAGAUUUGAUUUAUUUCAAUUUAUUCUGACUUAUAGCGACACACCUCUACUCAACAUUUGCGACUAGCUAUAGCAAUAGCAUAAAUUUAAGAUCACAGCUAGUGACUAAUAUUAUAUUAAACUGUGUUGUACACUGUAUGAGGAAAUAUUCAAAACGCUCAAGAGACAUUAUUGCAAGCGUAUUAACUUAAAACAUUAACAAUGUUAUCUCCACUACUAUAUCCGUAUAGAAGGAUUCCACAGACAUUAACACAACUCAUUAAAAGGAACAUCUACUUCAAUGACAAUUCCGGUAGGACGAACAUUCUUGAUGAAAGUAAAUGGGUGAAGGUCGUAUCCAUGCAAAGCCAGCAAAAAAGAUGGAGAGGUAGAAAUACUGGAAGAUAUAGCGGGAAGAGAGAACGAAAGGAUGGAUUUAGGAAGAAUGAAUGCAAGGAACUUGUAAGUCAACAAAGGAAAGAUUUUAAGAGAAACUUUGGAUUGAGGCGCGCUGUAGAAUAUGUGAAAAUAUGGAAGGGAGAUUUUGGGAGGAAGAUGUUAGGGAUGAAAGAGUAUAUACAGAAAACAAGUGAGAAAGAAUUUGGGAAGCAAACAAUUAUAAAACAUUACAACAAACUUAAGUUCAAAGAGUAUGGCAGGAACAUGUUUGUAGAUUACAUGAACAUACGAAAAGAAGAGUUUGCGAGGAAAGCUGAGUUCAUAAAAUAUAUGAACAAACACAACAAGCAUUUCUGGAAGAAAUACUUAGAAAUGAAAGACUUUAUAGAGUCUGUCAAAUAUGUGAGCAGAUAUCGGAAAGAUUUUUGGAACAAACACAAAGAAAAUCCCAAAGAGAAUUCGAAAGAGUCUGUUGGAUAUAUGAAUAUGGACAACUACAAGGAUAAAGAAAUUGUGGACUAUGUAAACAAAUCCAAGCGCCCAGGAGAGUUCUUAUUAUACAUAAAGAAAAACAAAAAAGAAGAGAUAAAGGACUUCAUCAAAUCUAGUUUCAAGUUUGGUGUUAAAUAUGGCCAUCGUAUUUAUUUCGUUUAUAAAACACUAUCUGGUGACCAUUUCAUCCAACUUGACCAGGACCAACCUGACUACCUGGAAAAAAAGUCAACCAAUACAUCCGAAGAAGAAAAACUAACCCACUUUCUGGAUGACAAUAUAAAUGAGGAACAACAGAAGAGUGGUGAGGAAAAGGCAAUGGGUGAGACAGAAAAUGGAAAUAAAAAAACUGGUAUGACAAAACAAAUAGUGGAAACAUCGAUACGUGUGGGCAUAAUUGUUACCACUGGUUACUGGUUCUGAAGCAUGGUCCACUCCAUAUUAGAGUGACAAAGACUAGAGACUGUACAAUGCCAGAAGAAAGUUAAAAAAAAAAAAAAUUAUAUAUAGUGAAAUAGUAAAAUGGACAAAAUGUAGCUUGUCCCAUUGACAUUUGGUAAUGGUUACUCAUUUAAAGCAACUCUUUUCUUGUACUACUUAAGCCCAAAUACACCAAUGGGGCAAAUUGGGACCUCCAUAGACUUGACAUUGCGUGGGACCUCAUGGGACUUCAUAUGAUUUUGCCAGAUGGAGUCUUUGGGACUCUAUGGGAUUUCCUUGGAUUUUGGGGGCAAAAUCCCAAGUAGUCCCAUCAAGAGCCAUCGAGAAUGUACAUGUUCAUUCUUUCCAUAGGGCAAUCCAUGGGUAUUUUCUAUCAUAUGACGUGUUGUGUGAAGACUAACAUUCACCAAUGGGGUACAGUGGGAUUUGAUGGGACUCCAUGGGGCUUGAUGGGGCACUUUGGGACUCGAUGGGGCAAAGUCAUUGAGGUCCCAUGGGACUCAAUGGGAUUUGAUGGGGCAAGUUGGGAUUCUAUAGGGCAAGAUGGGACUUGAUGGGGCAAGUGGGAUUUUGCCCCAUAAGUGUAUACUGGGCUUUAAGAGAUUUCCUCUCUUCAAGAUAUAGUACAGGCUGUGGAACCUACAUGCCCAUCACAUACUUUAGUUUCAUGUAGCGCCCACGGGUAGAAGUCAACCUCUCUUUAUUAGCUAUAAGGUUAUUAUAUAGACUAUAAAGAAGGGGGGGGGUUGACUUUUACUGUCAGUGGUAGCUCUUGUUUUUAAAAUACCAUCUAUUCGUCGGGAAGGAUCAAUAAGUUGUGUGUCCCAGAUAUUAUAAUUAUAUAAAGACUGCUCAGGCUAUGUAUUUGUACAAAUCAUCAGGGGGUAAAGGGGUUGGUACCUAUAUAGCAAACUGACCAAACAAAUGCAUUAAAGAUAUUCAGCAACAUUAAGCAUAACACUAUCAACAUUUUCUGAGAGAAGUUGCUGGCUCUCUCCAAGAUAAGAUAAAGAUAAACUCUGGCAAAUUUAAAAUGGAGUUCUAAGUUUCAUAGAAAAUAUGAAAAUGUUGGCAAUAAUCUUGUUUAUACAUCUGUUGGAAACAUCUCUGUUUUCAUUUCAUUAACUUCACUGAAUUGAAACAUUCAUCAGAGAUAAUCCCAGAGAGGAUGAAUCAAUCCCAUGAUUCUUCCUCAAUCUGGAACACCUCAUUGGAUGAAAAUGGUCAUAUGAUAAGGUUAAGGAUUGUGGGAUAGCACCUCGCUUGGAUUAUCACAACUAUGAAAGAUAAGUAAGGAAUCAACUGGGAAUCAAAAUACCUGGAGAUAUUUCCCAGAAUCUCAAAUAUCUCACCUGCCAAAAAUGGCAUUUCUCCCUAUAAUUUUGAAAGAAAUACCAGUUUUUCUUGGAUUUUGUAACAGUUUGGAGAAUGAACUAUAUAACUAGCUACUCUAUUCCUUGCUGAUUCCUCUCUUUCAUAUUUUAUGUCAAGUUUAAAAAUCAGACCACCAUGCUAUUUUUGCUGACAGGUGGGGUGGAUCAAAUGUUCACACAGAAUAAUUGCCAUAGUGCAGAAAUUCUUUCUGUGAAAAAUUAUUUUUAGUAAGUGUGUGAACUUUAAAAAA